This is a messenger RNA of Cuscuta epithymum, 1348 nucleotides long. The record is from the annotation of a GenBank genome assembly. Lineage: Eukaryota; Viridiplantae; Streptophyta; Magnoliopsida; Solanales; Convolvulaceae.
CUGCUUUUUAGAAAAGUAUCAUCUUUCGUUUCUCCCACUUCUUUUAUGCCAUGUAUUUCAAACAUACCAAUAAUUACUGUACAAAGUAGUAAAAAGGAGUAGAAAUGAAGUCCUAAGAACAUACGGAGUACUGUCUGCAUCCUCAGUAGUUUAAAUAGUAGUUUUCCGGUUUCUAAUCUCCAACUCAACAAAAAAAAUUAUAUCAUUCUUGUUAUUAUCAUUGAUGGAGAAUUUGAGGUCUAAAUCAACAAGAGAAGGGGGCAACUGGCGGCAGCCUAGUGGUUUCCCCCCAACAAGCAGCAUGAAUGAUUUCAGAAGUUACAGCACUUCAUCUUAUGCUGCUAAUAACAACAAUGAGAAUGACAAAGUGAAAAGGAAUACAGCGAAGAGAAGCAAGAGCAAAGUCGUCGUAUCACCGUUAUCGUCUCAGAGCUUUCGUGAAGCAGAAGAGCAGAGGAAAAAGAGAGUUGAGAGUUACCGGGCUUUCGCUAAGGACGGGAAGGUGAAGGGCUCUUUCAGGUGGAUCAAAGCUCAUUUGUUCUCUGCCUGCAGGUGUUAGUGGUGUACUCCUCCACUACAUGAGUGUAAUAUAUUCUAUAUAAAGAAUAGAAUCUCUGAUCUAAAUAAUUCAUCUAUAUAUCCUCAUCUCUUCCUCUAUAAAGAAUAGAAUCUCUGAUCUUAAUAAUCCAUCUAUAAAUCCUCAUCUCUUCCUCUGUAUUACUAUAUAUUACUCCCCUCCUCUUUCUCUGAAAUGUCGUAGGGGCAGAUGCCUCCAUUUUUUAAAGAAGGUAUAUAACUCUACGAGAGGAAUACUAAUAGAAUUGUGCAUUUUGCUAAAGUUUAUAAGUCAUGUGCAUUUUAUAGAUUUCAAGAAUAGAGAAUAUAUAUGGUCUUGGAAAGCUGUAAGUUCCUAUGUAAUGAGGAUAUAAAGAGUUUCCCCUGCAUCUAUAAAUAAAGCUCUUGACACAUUAUGUAAAACAAGCCAAAGCAUAUAAACUACUACAAAUCUAGACUAUACUGGAGAGAAGUGAUGUAUACAAACCUUGAAGUUAGAAAUGUGAUAUAGAAAUUUCCAACUUGGAUAAUGAAAACUUGAACUAAUGUUUCUUGCUAAGUGACUUCUUGUGUAUUGGCCAGUUUUGAUAGAUUCGAUACACAAGUAUAAAUAUUACUGUAAAGAAUCUCAUCUCGAACAAAAUGGUAAUCCAUGUUACCAAUAUGCUUUGUAAGUUCACAAAAACCCCGAUUAGACAAAAUAUGAAGUGUUGUUGACUUGUUGUACUACCAAAACAAACUUGCAUUGGUCCAGAGUGAAAAAGAUCAAGGCUAGACAACUAGCAUUUGAGAC